Molecule: messenger RNA, 8433 nt
Organism: Trichoderma reesei QM6a
Lineage: Eukaryota; Fungi; Ascomycota; Sordariomycetes; Hypocreales; Hypocreaceae
Exons: 6
Coding region: 1-8433 (2810 amino acids)
Biological process (GO): DNA repair
Molecular function (GO): protein serine/threonine kinase activity; protein binding
Source: RefSeq, a predicted model, not a curated record
AUGGCUCUAACAUCGCUCAGCUCGGAAUUAGGAGACAAAAGCUGGCAUGAAAUCUUCGAGGCCAUCUUCAGCUUUGUCCUUUUGGACAAAUCAAACCUUUACGACCCGCCAAAGCCAAAGGCCAAAUCAAAGGCCAAGGCAAAGGCGACACCACAGCCACAGCCACAACCACAAUCGACGGCGCAGCCAAAAGGCAAGGCUCCCGAGCAGCGUUUGGAGAAAUGUGCAGCCGCUGUCAGGCUGGCAGCCCUCCGGUCGGCCUCCAAGAUAGGGCGGAAGACGGUGCUUGCCAUCGUGGAUCACAUCACCCAAGUCUUGUUCGGCCCUGACGAUGAGUUCAUCCAGCCGCUAUUACGGGAUUAUGUCAAAGCAUUGACGGAGAUCGUGUCCCGCCAGGCCCAUGCUGAGGUCCUGGCCAGAAAGGACGCGGGACCGUGGCAGGUUUGCGUUGAUUUCUUUCUCAGAGUUGCUUACCAUAUUCUCCCCAGCGAAGAAGAUACAGCUACGUUGCCUCAUCUCGCGAGGGCUUCUCCUGCGCCGACUGCCUCUUCUUUAAGAUCCCUACCCCGGGCAAACUCGUCUCUGCAAGCACAGCGCCACACCGGACAGGGAGACGGCGAACCUCUGAAGGAUGCGCUCGAGGGACUCUAUCACUUGAUAUCAGCACCAAAUGCCCCUCUUCUUCGGUUGGCGGCAAAGGACCAGUCGGCAAAGGACAUUACCGAUCUCGCCCUGGGGGUCCUUGGUACAAAGCAUCUCAACCUAGGAUCUACGCCGACACUAUGCUUUUCCAUCAUCAAUACCGUCUUUCGAGCCACCGAAGCAGAUGAUCUGGACAAUGCAGUCGCCUUGGCUGAACAUACACUACCGCAUAUGGGAUACUGGUGGCGUGCUGAAAAGGUCUCACAGGAUGAACUCAUCAAGGCUCUGAGGAACGAGAUUUCGAGGAGUAUCUUUCUCAUGCAUUUACAUCUGGAGCAUCUCGCCAUCAAUCUGUGGGACGUGAAUGUACGUGAAGGCGUAGCUAACCUGGCUGAGCCUCUCUGGCAAGAGUACUCCAAGAGAAGCGAGGCAUUUCGACUAAAGCUUACUGAUCUGACCUUCGCCUCAUCAUCUUCACGAGAACACAUCAUGCAUCUGGGUUUGUUUGGACUACGUCCUCACAAUGCCGAAGGAGAGGCGCACUGGGCUGUCCUCCAGAACCUUGCCUUUCUAGAGGCCAUGCUGUUGCGUCCUAAGAAGGAGACGACGGAUGCGGACGCUCAAAAUGGCGAGCAGCCAAGGAAAAGGAGACGGCUCCAUCAAGAUUUGAACCCCCUCAGGGUCAAGCUGAAAUCGAAACACGAGGGGACGGUUCGGACUGCCUUGCAAUUGGUGCCUUUCAUGCUUGCAACAAGUACUGUCAGUCACGCGGAGAUCUGUGAACUUCUUGGAGACCUCGUCAGCUUUGUUGGAGACAAUGACACAACUACAGCAUCUUGGGCCCUGAUUGCCUGCUCUAGAUGUCAAUGGACCUGGCAUCUUAUGCGACACGUCACUCGCGCUCAUGACACACUUGUUCCAUGUUCGCAACUCUCGGCUGCCCAGCACCAGUCAGAGCACAUCAAGUCACAUCAUCAGAUGGCUUUUCUCGCGGUGGAACCCGAUCCCAUUGACCUCGUGAACAUUCUGCGGCUCUGCUGCGGUGCCCAGCCCAUCCCCUCAACUCGUCAUGACGCUACAUUUGGCGGGUCUUUGAGUGAGACGUGGAUAUCGCAGAGAGAGAUUGGAGAUUUCAAUGAAUUCCUGCUUCUGCUAGGGCAUGAGACUGGUACCAUCAUCCCCAGCGAGUGCUGUUACUCCUUGGCUAAAGAAGCCCUUCCCCUCGCGGCAGACGCUACAAGCUUUCUCACAUUGAAGAAGCUCGUCCUGGAGCUUCUGUAUCCCAGACUCGAAGAGCUGAAAGAGGUGUGUCUGUCGUGGACCAAGAAAGCCAGCAAUGGGGGAACCCAGAUCACGUUCAAUCGUUUUCAAAGCCUCAUGUCUGCAUGCAUCGCGGGAGCAUUGCUGGUUCCUUUUCUCGGCGACCUCAACUCGUCUCAAUCUGCUUCCAUAGAAGCACUUCUGAUGGAACUAGCCGAGGAUGGCCUUUCGGCCGCUUUGGAUUCCGUCGAGCCUGCAGCUUUCAUUGACUUGACUUUGAAGGAGUUGCGGCCUUGCAUACCCGACAUCGGCACAGCGACCCUGAGCCAAAUGAGUGCGGAGAAUUAUGCUACCCUCAGCCUUCUCUCCAAGCUCUCUGAACGCAUAGAGCAGCGGCAGCCAAGUCAGCGCUCAGGUGGCCCUACAGACACUAUGGACAUUGACGACGACUUCGACUCCUAUGACAGUCAAGCGGUGUCGACGUCUAGCGCCGCGUUCGUCCUCCCGAGGCAAAAUGUCCAACUGUGCUCGAGUCCUCAAGUAUUCAGCAUUGAUACGAGACUACGAUUGACGCUCCUGAGGCUCAUUCAUCACGACAAAAGUCAGCUCGGCCUAUUGCCUGCUCCGUGGAUGAAUGAACUCUUAGCAUUGCCUGAUGAUGAGCUGCUUGCAUGCCAACGCCUGCUGAUGGAAAUUGUCAGAUCAGAUCUUCUUGUCGAUGGAGAAGUAGCUCUGGCCAUCGUGGAGAGGCUCGGAAGAAUAGUCGGCAAUCCGGAAUAUCAGUACUGCGAAGUUGCCCAAACCACAUGCCUCGAGGUCCUUGACGGUCUGAGCAGCAUCUGGCUUUCAGGUGACCGAACCCUGGCGGAUAUGGUGGGCGAUUUGUACGAUCAUUUCGUCAAGAUGUCACUUGCCCGCUUGUUAUUCACCUUGUUGAGGGUCAAUCCAGAAUACGGAACGGAUCUGGGACUUGACUCAUGUCGAACCUCGCUGCUCCUCAUCCUCAAGGAGGCGCCAAUGAAGGUCAAAUGCUUCAUUGCGGAGAGAUUGGCUGAUAUAUUCGAGCUCUUCAUCCUGAUGCUGCACGAUGAUGUGUUCGUGGAUAUCCUGGACACCCUCCCGAACGCUCCAUUCACCCAAGCGCGCAUUGCCUUUCGCUUGCUGGUGCUGUCAAAGAUCGCCUGUAGCUGGCCUACUCUCCUGAGGAGGUGCACCUACCACAUUUUCGAGAUCCCGGGCAAUUUUCCUGAGGCAACUGACUACGCAAAAAGGUGCUUAGCGGACAUUGCUGUUGUUCUCAAUUUCAAGUCUCCAGCAGAGAUCUUUCGGUUGUUCUCUCGCCAGAUCCUAUACACCUGGCUGGACAGCGAGACGGUGGAAGACAUUCCGUAUGCCAUCUUCGGAUACGCCCGCCUUGGGGAUCUGCUGAAAGCUGCACAGGCCGAUGCCAUCGCCCUAACGACAAUGCGAGGCCAGGACUCUGCGAGUGCAGACAUAGCUCGACUGGUUGGCAUCUCAGAGCCUGAGCUGAUCCAGCAAAACUUUUCAACUACACUGUCAUAUACUUUGCUAUAUGCUGCCUCAAUGGGGGGCCCGGAAAGGACAAAGGGCGAAGAUCGCAUCAGAAGCAAGCUGGGCUCCAAGUUAUAUUCCGAGUCCCUAUACAUUCACUUUGUCGAUAUUGUCGCUUUAUUCUUCGAUCUGAUCGAUCAAGAAGACUUGAUCGAGAACAUCUUCUUGAAAAACGCGCAAUUGAAGUACGCAGGCGAAAAUCUCCAAUCGAUCAAGGCUAUUGCGCACUCACCAGUUACACUUCCGGUCAAUCAGCAACCCUGCUUCAAAGCAAAGAAUGUCUUGAAAGAACUCAUACACCUCUGCCAGGCCACGGAGUUCCAGUUUCACGAACUUUGGACUCCAGCGGUAGUCGUUGCCAUUGCCCGAAAGCUGCUCAACACGGUACAUCCGGCCCUCGGCUCUCUGCACGCAUGUUCUAUCCUUCGCAGAGUGAGGAUUCUGGUCUGCCUUGCCGGACAAGUUGCCUUGGAAUCAUACUGUUUGGAAAUGUUAUUGAGCUCCAUUCGGGGCUUCCUUGUGGACUCUGAAUGCGCUGACGAUGCGCUCGGGCUGAGCCAGUACCUGCUAUCUCGAGGAAAAGCAUACCUGGUUCAGGCCCCGUCAUUUCUGGCCGGCUACUCUCUGUCGGCACUGGCGUCAUUGAGGGUCUUCCUUGAGUCCAGCCAGUCGAGCACCACUCAAGAAAGCCAGUUCAAGGCCACCAUGAGCAAGGCACAAAAGUUUCACGAGUGGUUCAGCCAGUAUCUCUCAGAUUACACCUCCCCCAGGUUUGAAAGCCAGCAGCAGAAUGACUUAUUCAAAUCCAUCACUACAUCGGCAGCUCAUAUACGGUCUUCCGGCAAUGCGGAGAAGGAUACCUCGGAAAGUAAGCUGCUUCUCGAUAUCCUAAACGACGAAAUAGCAGUAAGGCAGCUGCUCAACGAGUCUUCGCGCCAACUUGCCCUCGGCCUUCUCUGCGGCGAUUUCACGAUUCCGACACACAGCAGAAACGAUGUGGUGGACAGUGAUGAGCAUGCCAUCGCGCAUGUUUCGGCGGUAUGGAAGAGCUGCGGAGCUCAAAGCCUCAGUGACAAUUAUCUGGCGUGGGCAGGACGAGUUGUCGGCCGUUCAUUUCUGGCCUCUGGUACCAUUCCCGAAGAUAUCAUGCGAGAGUCGCGUCUCGAUCAAUACGAAAAGAUUGCGCCAGGGCCACAUGGGUCCGAAAUGGGACUCCUCAAUCUCCUUCAGGACCUUACGAUGAAUCCAAACUCGGUCACAGCUGGGUUGGCUGAAGCCGCGUUGCGAAGCGCAAUAUCGCAGGCUGUGGUUGAAGAUGACGGGCCACUUGUCACGGCCGGCCAGCAAAGCCUGUCCGAGUCGCUCUUCAAUGCAUCUCAAUGGGGCUCCUAUCGCACUCCGCCUUCAGAAGUCGCACCUACUGAGCUGCCGGAAGACGAACAGUUCUCGUGGGCCGAAGACGUCGCCUCACAGAGUUGGCUGCCUCGGCUCAGCGCAUUCCUUGCUCAGUCGCAGCAGCAGGUUAUCAAGAAGUCCUUGUCUGGGGCUAUCAAGGGGUGGCUCGCAUGGACUGACCCAGCGGCCAAGGACAACAUCAAACUCCUGAUCAAUACGGUCCUUUACCUCAGAACCCAAGAGUAUCCCAAAGAGACGUCCAUCGUAGAUCGACUGCAUUGGCUGGAUAUCGACUACACCAUGGCCGCGUCAUCCGCAACUCAUUGUGGCAUGCACAAGACGGCUUUGCUCUUCGCUGAGAUUGCAGCUUCCGAGGCAACCCGCACAUCUCGCAGAUCGUCCGUAGCCAAAGAGGCAGACCUGAACGAAACACUAUUGGCCAUCUUUGAGAAUAUCGACGACCCAGACGCGUACUAUGGCUUACCCGAGGAGGCAAACCUCUCGAAUAUCCUGUCUCGUUUGGAAUACGAACAGGAAGGGGCGAAGAAUCUCGCAUUUCGAGGCGCUCAAUACGACAGCCACAUCCGGCUACGGCAGAAUUCAUCAGACUCAGACGCCCAUGCUUUGGUGAAGGCCCUCGGCGCUCUUGGGUUCGCCGGGCUGUCACAUUCUCUGAUGCAGACGCAACAGAACAUGGGCUCGACCCCGUCUUCCAUCGAAAGCACGUUUCACACAGCCAGGAGACUCGAGAUUUGGAACCUUCCUGUGCCAGCCACAAGCGAUCAUUUUGCUGUCGUGACAUACAAAGCGUAUCAGACACUGCAUCAGGCUACCAAUGUCGCAGCCAUCAGGACAGCUAUAUACGAUGGCUUUGCUCGCACGAUGAAGAACUUGGUCGGCAACAACCGCAAUGCAACGGCCCUAAGAAGCCGAUUGGGAGCUUUGGCGGCGCUCUCUGAGCUCGAUGAGAUCCUGAACAUUGCGGACGCAGCGGAAUUGGAAGGCCUGAUGAGCCGGUUCCAGGAACGCAGUCAAUGGAUGAAGAGUGGACUAUAUGACGACGUCAGCCAGAUUCUGUCGUGCCGUGGCACAACAAUGAGCAUGUUCACCCAACAUGCAUCGCUUCUUGCAAAUGGCCCCCUAUCUGUGGCGGGGAUACGGCAGAUGGAGAUCAAGUCGAUGCUUUUGGCAUCUAGCAUUUAUCGUUAUCACCAGGCUACGCAGGAAUCAUUAAACAUUUCGACGGCCCUGAGUGACCUCAUCAAGCCAUGCGAAGACUUGGGCGUCCAUGUCGAUGUCGCCAUCAAGAUUGAGGUCGCAAACUCGUUGUGGGAUCACGGAGAGAUGAGCUCAUCGAUCAAGAUGCUUCAGGGCAUUGACAACGUCGCGGCUCUCAAGCGACAGACUAUUCCGGUGAGCCGGUCUGACUUGCUCUCAAAGAUUGGCCACAGGAUGUCUGUCGCGCGUUUGGAGAAGCCUCGAGACAUACAGAAGAAGUAUCUAGAGCCGGCGCUGAAAGAACUCAGAGGCGGCGUCGAGGCAAAAGAGGCAGGCUUGGUAUUCCAUCAGUUUGCCGUCUUCUGUGACGAGCAGCUCCAAGAUCCAGACAGUUUGGAGGAUCUCAAGCGUUUGCAAAGCUUGAAGAAGGGCAAGAAUGAUGAGGUCGAGGAGCUCAAGUCGCUCAUCGCAUCUACCAGAGACUCGCAGCUCAAGGCCAAAUACUCGCACGUCCUCGCGAAGGAGAAGCAGUGGCUUGAUCUCGAUGAGCAAGAGCUACGCCGUGUCGAAACGACUCGCAGCGAGUUCGUCCGCCUGAGUCUCGAAAACUACUUGCUCUCCCUGGCGUCUUCAGACGAGCAUGAUAACGACGCCUUGCGAUUCACAGCACUGUGGCUCGAGAGAUCGGACGACGACGCGACGAACAAUGCAGUGACGCGACAUCUCUCGAAAGUGCCCACGGCCAAGUUUGCAGGCCUCAUGAGCCAGCUGACCUCGCGACUGCAAAACCAGGACACGCCGUUCCAGGAGCUGCUCUCGAAUCUGGUGUACAACAUCUGCGUCGAUCAUCCCUACCACGGCAUGUAUCACAUCUGGUCCGGCACCAAAGCUAGAGUGCAGCAAAAGGACGAGGUUGCCGUCCUUCGAGUCCGGGCCAACGAUAAGAUUGCACAGAAGCUUGCGAGCACUGACGCUGUUGCCGACAUCUGGCUCGCCAUCGAGAGGACGAGCAAGCACUAUCAUGUCCUUGCUCUGGAAAGGGACCAGGCCAAGUACAAAUCAGGUGCAAAGAUUGCGCUGAAAGACUCCCCGGCGGCCAGGAACCUGAUGAGCUACCUUGCCAAGUUCCGCAUUCCUCCCCCGACGAUGCAUAUCGAAGUCAACGCCAACAAGGACUACUCCGACGUGCCCUUGAUCUCGAGGCUCGAACCGACCAUGAGUAUUGCCUCAGGCGUGAGCGCGCCCAAGAUCAUCACCGCCAUUGGCACGGAUGGCGCAAAGUACAAACAGCUGGUCAAGGGUGGUUCAGACGACCUGCGUCAAGACGCCAUCAUGGAGCAAGUCUUUGCAGCGGUUUCCUCCCUUCUGAAGCUUCACAGGGCUACGAGGCAGAGAAACUUGGGCAUUCGAACAUACAAGGUACUCCCCCUGACGGCCUCGUCCGGACUCAUCGAGUUCGUCCGCGACACGAUCCCUCUGCAUGAUUUUCUCAUGCCAGCACACGAACGGUACCACCCCCGCGAUCUUAAGGGAACGCAGUGCCGAAAGGAGAUUUUCAGCGUGCAGAACAGACCGGUGGACCAGCGCAUCAGCACAUACCGGAAAGUCACGGAGAAGUUCCAGCCCGUCAUGCGGUACUUUUUCAUGGAGUACUUUGUCGACCCUGACGAGUGGUUCGUGAAGCGGCUCGCAUACACGCGAAGCACGGCCGCCAUAUCGAUGCUCGGCCACGUCCUGGGCCUGGGCGACCGCCACGGCCACAACAUCCUGCUGGACACCAAGACGGGAGAGGUGGUGCACAUCGAUCUGGGCAUCGCCUUUGAGACGGGCAGGAUCCUGCCGGUGCCGGAACUUGUACCCUUCCGCCUGACCAGAGACAUUGUCGACGGCAUGGGCAUCACCAAGACGGAGGGCGUGUUCCGCCGCUGCUGCGAAAUGACGCUCGACGCCCUCCGCGAGGAACAGUACUCCAUCAUGACCAUCCUGGACGUCUUGCGCUACGAUCCCCUCUACAGCUGGUCCGUCUCCCCCGUCCGCCUGGCCAAGCUCCAAAAGGCGCGACAAGACGACGGCGGCGCCGCCAUUGACGACGCAGACCAGGCCGACGUGGCCACCAACAAGAAGGGCAAGAAGGCGGGCAGCCACCUGAAUGAGCCGUCAGAGGGAGAUCGCGCGCUCGAGGUUGUGAGGAAGAAGCUGUCCAAGACGUUGAGCGUGACGGCGACGGUGAAUGACUUGAUCAAUCAGGCUACGGAUGAGCGGAAUCUUGCCGUGUUGUAUUCUGGUGAGUCAAGUUUUUUGUUUCUUCUUCUUUUUUUGGCUCUAGGCUGUACAUGGAUUGUUUGA